Messenger RNA from Dromiciops gliroides (monito del monte), 4980 nucleotides. RefSeq names its product solute carrier family 41 member 1 (gene SLC41A1). NCBI's taxonomy places the organism in Eukaryota, Metazoa, Chordata, Mammalia, Microbiotheria, Microbiotheriidae. Gene Ontology annotation, cellular component: plasma membrane. Gene Ontology annotation, biological process: monoatomic cation transport. Gene Ontology annotation, molecular function: monoatomic cation transmembrane transporter activity. Bases 1025 to 2569 code for a protein of 514 amino acids. The record is from RefSeq and is a predicted model, not a curated record. The transcript is spliced from 12 exons.
CAACCAGUCUGGGCCGGUGCUGCGGGUGGAGCUGCUAUUGGGGGCUAGUGAGCUCAGCCCCCCCUCUCCCACCCCUCCAGCCUGGGUCCCCCAACCCCCCACGCCCGGCUCGGGGCGGUAUAUCCUGCCUGCUCCACCUCCCUCGCGUGGAAGCGGAGCGGCGGCCUCCGUGUAACGCGGGGGCGAGAUGUAGCGAGCCCGGCGCCGUGGCUGGACACUCGCCUUGGCGGGCGGGUGGGGGGCGCGGGGGGGCCCGCGGAGGACAACGACUACGAAGGAGGAAGAGUGAUGAGAAGAGGGGGGUACCCUGCACCCCCCCCAAGACCGCCAGCCCCAGGUGUUCAGCAUAGGUUCCUGUGGCUUUAAAUAAUAAUCAGAGAUUUGGAAAGGUACACAGUCUUCCUAGGAAAGUAAGGGGACAGCCAGAGAAAAGAACAAAGCCAGGGGGAAGCUGUGAUCCUACCCUGGGACCAGAAAUCUGAAGACCUGCCAUCAGCAAGAAGAAAUUGGAGGAGCCAGGUCCCAGGCCGCAGCUCUGUUUCAAAAGACUCAAACUCAAGCUGCUUUCCUAAGAGAGUAACCACGGGGAACCCCUUGCAGGACAGCCUCAAAUUCAGUUAGGCUCUCCUAGUGCUGAUGCCUGCCUGCUUCUAGGGAAUCAAGUGAUGUGGGGUGAGUGCACCUGCUGAGAACCAAAGAAGAUAAGGAACAGUGGUUGUCCCCCACCCCGGCAAGGAGGGGACUGGGCCGCUCCUCCAGUUUGGGAAUAAGGCAUUCACACCCCUAGUGGUUGGCUGCUGAGUCCAGUGGGGUGUGUUUCUUGUUUUCCUUCCCGAUUGUGGUCUCAGCGCUUGAUGGGGCUGCCUGUUGGUGGAACAAUCUUCAUAGCAUCUGGAGGGAGCAAAGAGCUGUGGGAGACGGCCAAUGAGCCUGGGCUCUCCCUGAGACUGAGGUCUCUCCGGAGUUAAAAGGGAGAGAGAAAGAGAGAGAGAGAGAGAGAGAGAAAUUCCCACUCUCCCCUGACAUGUCCUCCAAGCCAGAGCCAAAAGACCUCCACCAGCUGAAUGGGACUGGCCCUCCUGAGCUGCCUUCCCCAGCAGACAUCCCUGGCCGGGAGCCCCUAGCUAGCACCUCCGAGUUCCUGGGUCCAGAUGGGGCAGGAGUGGAGGUGGUCGUCAUCGAGUCACGGGCCAAUGCCAAAGGGGUCCGAGAGGAGGACGCCCUCCUAGAGAAUGGGAGUCAGAGCAAUGAGAGUGACGAUGUCAGCACGGACCGUGGCCCCGAGCCGGCUUCUCCCCUCAAAGAGACCUCCUUCUCCAUUGGGCUCCAGGUGCUUUUCCCUUUUCUCCUGGCUGGCUUUGGGACCGUUGCCGCAGGCAUGGUGCUGGACAUCGUACAGCACUGGGAAGUCUUCAAGGAUGUAACGGAAGUCUUCAUCCUGGUCCCUGCACUCCUGGGGCUCAAGGGGAACCUGGAAAUGACCCUAGCAUCAAGACUGUCAACAGCUGCCAACAUUGGGCACAUGGACACACCAAAGGAGCUUUGGAAGAUGAUCACAGGAAACAUGGCCCUUAUCCAGGUGCAGGCCACAGUAGUGGGCUUCCUGGCCUCCAUUGCAGCUGUCAUCUUUGGCUGGAUCCCUGAUGGUCACUUCAGCAUCAGCCAUGCCGUUUUGCUGUGUGCCAGCAGUGUGUCCACAGCCUUCAUUGCUUCCCUGGUGCUGGGCAUGAUUAUGAUUGGAGUCAUCAUUGGCUCCAGGAAGAUUGGGAUCAACCCCGACAACGUGGCUACACCCAUUGCAGCCAGCCUGGGAGACCUCAUCACAUUGGCACUACUCUCGGGCAUCAGCUGGGGGCUCUACCUGGAGUUGGAGGGCCGGCCGUACAUCAACCCUCUGGUGUGUGCCUUCUUUGUGGCUCUGCUGCCUGUUUGGGUGGUCCUAGCCAAGAGGAGCCCAGCCACUCGGGAGGUGUUGUACUCGGGCUGGGAGCCAGUCAUCAUUGCCAUGGCCAUCAGCAGUGUUGGAGGCCUCAUCCUGGACAAGACUGUCUCUGACCCCAAUUUUGCUGGCAUGGCCGUCUUCACUCCAGUGAUUAAUGGUGUUGGAGGCAAUCUGGUGGCGGUCCAGGCCAGUCGAAUCUCCACCUACCUGCACAUGAACGGGAUGCCAGGGGAAAGCUCAGAGACAGCGCCCCGGCGCUGCCCUAGCCCUUGCACCACUUUCUUCAGUCCUGAUGUGAAUUCACGCUCAGCCCGAGUCCUGUUCCUCCUUGUGGUGCCUGGACACCUGGUGUUCCUCUACACCAUCAGCUGCAUGCAGGGUGGGCACACCACCUUGACCCUUAUCUUCAUCAUCUUCUACAUGACAGCUGCACUGCUCCAGGUGCUGAUCCUUUUAUACAUCGCAGACUGGAUGGUGCACUGGAUGUGGGGUCGGGGUCUGGACCCAGACAACUUCUCCAUCCCAUACUUGACAGCCUUGGGUGACCUGCUAGGGACCGGCCUCCUGGCGCUCAGCUUCCACGUUCUCUGGCUCAUCGGGGACCGAGACACAGAUGUCGGGGACUAGCUUCCGCCCUUCCAUCCUCAUCACCUUGUAUUUGAUUUCAUUUCUUUUUGGUUUUCUCCCCAUCUUCCCUUCUAGGACUUCACUUUGAUAUUGAAUUCUCAUUAUUUUCAAUGGGAAUUUUUAAUAUGUCGAGCCGAGUUUGUACAGUGAGCAUUUAGGAAGGUUAGAUUGACUGAGACAAACAGCAUGAGUCAAUUUUGAGACAAUCACCAAGUGCAAUUUCAUGGUGGGUGCCUCCAAGCAGGACAGGAGACAUCUUUCUGGGAAAUAGGGACAGGGAGUCCAACCUCAGCAACCUCCAUGUUUGACUAAUAGGGAGCCUUUUGUGGGGGGCUCUGGCUUUUUGGGUUGGCUGGUGGGGAUAAUGAAAUCAUCCCCUUAUUUCCUUGAAAAUGGAUCAUAAGAAAGGAGCUGAGUGGGGAGCAGAUGCUCCUUAGCCCUCUUUUAUGCUGCUGAAAUCUGAACCACCCCUAAAGAGAGUGAGGCGGGGUACCUGCUCUCAUUCUGGUAUCUCCCUCACUCAUAACUCUUAAGUACCGCCAGUAACCCAUCCCACUGUUCUCCAAUUGUCUAACACUCCCUGGAAGAAGCAGAUAGUGGCUCGGUUGCCCUUUACCAGCCACAAAUUCUUCCAGUCAUUCAAAUACUGAUACCCACAUCCUCUCAGGGCUCAAACAACAGGCUGAAUGUCCCUUCCUCCCUCUCCCCCAUCCAUUUUACCCACUCCCUUGUCCGUGUUUGAGCACACCCUGCCCCCUGAGUGCAAGCCAAGGGGCUGGGUCAGGAACUGGUUCUAUGGUUUGAGAGUUGGGGGAAAAAGUUCUACUUCUCCCUCUGUGUUUAAAAUCACACUGAGUCAACCCAGGAAAGCUCUGUGGUUUCCUAAGCAGCACUUCCCCUUCUCAUCUCCCCCCUCCACCCUCUCCGGUCAUGUUCCUUCCCCUCAGCUUCUGUCUUGGAGCAUUCCUUCAUUCAUUUAUUCAUUUAUCCAGCAAAUAUUUAUUGAGGACUCACUGUGUACAAAGCCUAGAAGAACAGUCUUCUCCCAGACCAGCCCCCCAGGAAGCUGAUUUUUUUCUCCUACAUCAUCAUCUCUUUGCUACCUAAAGCCUUGCCUCCCCACUUCCUUUGGUCUCAUAGAUAGAACCUGCCUUUGACCUUGGCAGUGAGAGAGGGCUUCUUGAAUCUGAGCUUCACCAAACUUAGUCUUCCCUUUUCCCCCUUUGUUUUCACUCCUACCUCUUCCCAGCCCUGACCACAACCAAGGUGCCCAACCUGCUUCCUCCAUCAGGGUUCUUGGCUUUUCUCCCAGGUGGAUGACUGCUGAAGCCAGAAAGAGCCUAAUUGCCCCUCCUCACACUCCCAUCCCUCAACUCUUAGGAUCCUGCCCAUUGGGCACCCAAGAGGACCCAGAAUCGGUAGUCUGGACCUCAUGCAGUUGCUGCUGUUUUUCUCUGCCUGAUACAGGGGAAUUGGAAGGAAACUGGGGUUCUCAGCAUCUCCACCAUGUAUUGCUCUGGACCAGAUCAGGAAUCUGGGGAAAACUGCACACAUACACUCAUGCAAGUAUGUUUCUGGGCAUUUGGAUACAUUUGGAUGGUGUCGCUCAGCUUCUUUGUUCUAGGGCACCCCACAAAAUCUUCUUUCCUAGCCAAGAGGAUGGUGGGUAAAGGAGAAACCAGUCUCACCUACACUCCCAAAUUCUCCUAUCCCCAUCUCCUGGAUUGUCCUCCUAGGGGCUGCUUAGGCAGGAGCCCCAUCUCUUAUUGAUACCAGUCUCAUCACUGGGACCUUCCACUGAAUUUUCUUUAUUCCCAAUCCCUCAUCCUAAAAUCAGAACCCUAGUUGGAAGUGACUUCCAUGGUCAUCUGCCUACUCUGGGCUGUGUCCAGCAAAGCUAAUUCAUCACUGCUUGGACUUGUCUUCUCUGCUUCCCCUGCCUGACCUCCCCCCCCCCAUUCCUCUACUAUCCUCUCCUUUCCUCUCUACACAAACAGCAAAACAAACCCCUUCCUGAGGCCAUCCCUCUUCCAGCUUCACUUCCCAGUUUGGCCAACUUAUCCAACUCAUCUUUCCCUCAUCCACAGAGUCCCACUUGGGACAGUGAGUGGACUCCCCCUCUCCCUCAGGUCCUAGGUAUGUGGCCUUCUCUGAGAGGGGAAGAAAGAGGAGCUGUGGAAUGAGGGAAUAUCACUGAAAGUGCAAAUGCAUCCAAGGUUUUUUUCCCCCAACUGUGCAUGUACUUUAGACCUGGCUGCAAGGAGCAAUGUUGGUUUACUCUUGUAUUCUUUAAAAAGUUCCAGAAUUGUGUCUUAAGAGAAUUAUUUAUAGUUGCUAUAACUGAAUUGACAAGUGUCAACUUAACUGAUAAAUUAUAUUUGGUAAAAUAAAGAGGACAUUUAUUUAGGUCA